Molecule: messenger RNA, 2819 nt
Organism: Perognathus longimembris pacificus (Pacific pocket mouse)
Lineage: Eukaryota; Metazoa; Chordata; Mammalia; Rodentia; Heteromyidae
Gene: Fap
Product: fibroblast activation protein alpha
Exons: 27
Coding region: 245-2527 (760 amino acids)
Biological process (GO): proteolysis
Molecular function (GO): serine-type endopeptidase activity; dipeptidyl-peptidase activity
Source: RefSeq, a predicted model, not a curated record
UAAGGAAGGGGCCUACUCACUGCACAGCAGGGCGGCUCUUCCAGAAGCUGCUUCGGAUACAUUUCUCUGCCAAAAUCUUUUGAAAUUUGGCACGGUAUUCAAAAGUCCGUGGAAAGAAAAAACUCUUGUCCUGACUUCAGCUUCCAACUCAGAGAACAGACUUGUUUCUUUGCAACGUUUUCACAACUCUAGUGACCCACGUUCUGCAGUCAAGAUUAGCUAACAUUUGAAAACAUCUGGAAGAAUGAAGACGUGGAUAAAGAUUGUGUUUGGAGUUGCUACCUCGGCUGGGCUUGCUUUAUUGGUGAUGUGCAUUGUCUUACGUCCUUCGAGAGUCCAUCACUCUGAAGAAAAUACAGCAAGAACACUUACACUGAAGGAUAUAUUAAAUGGGACAUUCUCUUAUAAGACAUUUUUUCCAAACUGGAUUUCAGGACAAGAAUAUCUUCAUCAAUCUACAGAUAAUAAUGUAGUACUUUAUAAUAUUGAAACAGGAGAAUCAUAUGUCCUUUUGAGUAAUAGCACCAUGAAAAGUGUGAAUGCUUCAAAUUAUGGCUUAUCACCUGAUCGACAAUUUGCAUAUCUAGAAAGUGAUUACUCAAAGCUCUGGAGAUAUUCCUACACAGCCACCUAUCACAUCUACAACCUGUGGAAUGGGGAAUUUGUAAGAGGGUAUGAGCUUCCUCGUCCAAUUCAGUAUUUAUGCUGGUCUCCUGUUGGAAGUAAACUAGUAUAUGUCUAUCAAAAUAAUAUCUAUUUGAAGCAAAGACCAAUGGAUCCACCUUUUCAAAUAACAUUUAAUGGAAGAGAAAAUAGAAUAUUUAAUGGAAUCCCAGAUUGGGUUUAUGAAGAGGAGAUGCUUGCUACAAAAUAUGCUCUCUGGUGGUCUCCUAAUGGAAAAUUUUUGGCAUAUGCAGAAUUUAAUGAUUCGGACAUACCAGUUAUUGCCUACUCUUAUUAUGGUGAUGAACAGUAUCCUAGAACAAUAAAUAUUCCUUACCCAAAGGCUGGAGCGAAGAAUCCUACUGUUCGGAUAUUUAUUAUUGACACUACUUACCCUCAACAUGUGGGUCCCAUAGAAGUGCCAGUUCCAGCAACGAUAGCCUCAAGUGAUUAUUAUUUCAGCUGGCUCACAUGGGUAACUGAUGAACGAGUCUGUUUGCAGUGGUUGAAAAGAGUCCAGAAUGUCUCUGUCUUGUCUAUAUGUGAUUUUAGGGAAGACUGGAACUCAUGGGAUUGUCCAAAGACCCAGGAGCAUACAGAAGAAAGCAGGACUGGAUGGGCUGGUGGAUUCUUUGUUUCAACACCAGUUUUCAGCUAUGAUGCCAUUUCAUACUACAAAAUAUUUAGCGACAAGGAUGGCUACAAACAUAUUCACUAUAUCAAAGACUCUGUGGAAAAUGCUAUUCAAAUUACAAGUGGCAAGUGGGAGGCCAUAAAUAUAUUCAGAGUAACACAGGAUUCACUGUUUUAUUCUAGCAAUGAAUUCGAAGGUUAUCCUGGAAGAAGAAAUAUCUAUAGAAUUAGCAUUGGAAACUCUUCUCUGAACAAGAAGUGUAUUACUUGCCAUCUAAGGAAAGAAAGGUGCCAAUAUUACACAGCAAGUUUCAGCGACUAUGCCAAGUACUAUGCACUCAUCUGCUAUGGUCCAGGCCUCCCCAUUUCCACCCUCCACGAUGGCCGCACUGAUCAAGAAAUUAAGAUCCUGGAAGAAAACAAGGAAUUGGAAAAUGCUUUGAAAAAUGUCCAGUUGCCUAAAGAAGAAAUUAAGAAACUUGAAGUGGAUGAAAUUACGUUGUGGUACAAGAUGAUUCUUCCCCCUCAAUUUGACAGAGCAAAGAAGUAUCCUUUGCUAAUUCAAGUGUACGGUGGUCCCUGCAGUCAGAGUGUAAGGUCUGUGUUUGCUAUUAGCUGGAUAUCUUAUCUUGCAAGCAAGGAAGGGAUGGUCAUUGCAUUGGUGGAUGGGCGAGGCACAGCCUUUCAAGGUGACAAACUCCUAUAUGCAGUGUAUCGAAAGUUGGGGGUGUUCGAAGUUGAGGACCAGAUUACAGCUGUCAGAAAAUUCGUAGAAAUGGGUUUCAUUGAUGAAAAAAGAAUAGCCAUAUGGGGAUGGUCCUACGGAGGUUAUGUUUCAUCCUUGGCUCUUGCUUCAGGAACUGGUCUUUUCAAAUGUGGAAUAGCAGUGGCUCCAGUCUCCAGCUGGGAAUAUUAUGCAUCUAUCUACACAGAGAGAUUCAUGGGUCUCCCAACAAAGGAGGACAAUCUGGAGCACUAUAAAAAUUCAACUGUGAUGGCAAGAGCAGAAUAUUUCAGAAAUGUAGACUAUCUUCUCAUCCACGGAACAGCAGAUGAUAAUGUGCACUUCCAAAACUCAGCACAGAUUGCUAAAGCUCUCGUUAAUGCACAAGUGGAUUUCCAGGCAAUGUGGUACUCUGACCAGAACCAUGGCUUGUCUGGAAUGUCCACAAACCACUUGUACACCCACAUGACCCACUUUCUAAAGCAAUGUUUUUCUACAUCAGACUGAAAUUGAUGCAGAUUCAAGCCUGUAUCACAAUUCAAAAACUUUCUAUGGAUGCCUCAAUUUGCUUGUUUUACUUGUAUCCUAUGAAGUACUGAUGUAAACAAACAAAUGAGUAUUGUUCUAAGAACUGUUGAAACUUCUGAAGAGCUCAGAAUUUCAAGCUUAAUCUUGUUCGUUUUCUUGUUCUCUGUGAAGAAGAGAAGAGGAAGGAAUCCAUACAUUUUGCUUUGGGAACAAGUAAUAUUUUACCUCCUGUCCAUAUGGAGGAAAAAUAAAGUGAAAUGUUCAAAUGUUA